AUGGCCGAAGGUGCAUCAUGUAGUACAAAAAUGCAACAUUCAGGUAGAGGACCAGAGACACAAAUGGGUUCAGUUUUUAGGACUUCAAGUGAACUUGAAGGACUAAGCCCAGAAGAAGCCGAAUUGAAAAGGGCUGAAUGGACCCAAGAACUUGCAAUACUGGAAGACGAAAUCGGUACUCUACGAUCUGUUUUAGCAUGUAAACUUCAAAGAAGUGGAGAACUCAAGGCUAAUUUAGGUAUAUCAGUUUGGAAAGAACUUACUGAAGAAGUCAAUCAGAGUCUACGUACAGUAAAAGACAGUCAAGUCUUCGGCAAUAUUGAAAAUUGUAUAGGACAAAUAAGUAAAGCUGUGACUAGUGCGUCUAUUUACCAGAAAACAGAAUCGGUGCUGAAAUCUACUGCUGAAAAAACUACAUCUUUGUUAGGAGGAAUAACUGACGGUUUGACUUUCAAACUUGGUCAGAUGAGGAACUGUAAAUCUUUCAAAUCGCUAGAAGAAAAAAUGGGCUUAGCCUAUGAAAAUGUCAAGACAAAAGUUUCGUCAGCUUGUUCUACAACUCCGAUUAUUCCUGAAAACUCAAAUAGCAUUUAA
Messenger RNA from Ctenocephalides felis (cat flea), 594 nucleotides. Its product is annotated as tumor protein D54-like. The transcript has a single exon. The coding region runs from base 1 to 594 and encodes 197 amino acids. NCBI's taxonomy places the organism in Eukaryota, Metazoa, Arthropoda, Insecta, Siphonaptera, Pulicidae. Gene Ontology annotation, cellular component: cytoplasm. The record is from RefSeq and is a predicted model, not a curated record.